AUGUCUUCUCUUCUCUCCAAGCCAUGGCUGCUUACUUUCAUGCAGGAUAAUUUGCAAGCAAUAUUGGAGAAGAAGGCUGAGAGUCAACCAAGUCCUGCAAAACACCGAAAUCUAGUUCAAAUAAUAGACCACAGCGAAAACCUUGAGGUUCGCCGUGUCCAACACAACGAUAUUUACGUUUUACACAUUUCCGAUGGAUUUCACUUCGUUACUGCUAGGAUUUCGUCCAAAUUUGUGAAGCGAUUCUAUAGACUUCAUCCUGACUAUUGUCCUCUCUCGAAACUUAGAGGAGCCAUCAUUCGCUUGGACUCUUAUUCGUUCAAUAUGGGUGGACCUAAUCAAACUCCAUGUUCUCUCCUUCUUAAUCGUUUUGAUUACAUUGGAUCUGCAUCCUCUGCCACAUUCCGAUCUCCCAAAAACACUCUCAAAAUUCUCUCUUCUUUCAUUUCUUCAUUUGCAUUGAUGCGUGAUGAUCAAACAACAAACAGCAACAAUCAUGAACAACAUAAACAUCACAUUCCACAUUGUUCUCCAAUAACAACGGUUCAAAACAACUUAAAUUCUAUUCCUGAAAUUGUGUCAAUAACGGACGAGAACGAGAGCUUAAGGCUCAUUGGCGCCAAAAAUAUAAAUCCAAACAAACAAAAAACGGCAACAGACGAACAAGACACUCAACAAAUUUUGGAAACCAACAAGACGAACGUUAACGGCAUUAAUACGAGUAGCAGCAUUAUAAUUCAGCAAUUUAACAACACAAAGAACAAUAACAGUACACUGUGGUCCAUUGAUCAUUUCAUUACAAUGAUGAUGAAUUCUACCAACAACAAUGCCUCUCGGGAAGAAACAAAAUCACAAACACCCGACAACAAUUCAAAACAGAAAGGAAGCGAGGAAAAAAUUAGCAAUGAUAUUAGCGUGAGUGUCUCUUCAGAACAAACAACUGCUCGCUCCGCUUACACAGGAGACUUCUUUCAAAACGAAGAAGAAAAUUGUUUGAUUUCUGCUUCACAGUUAGAACAAGUCAACAAUAUGGAAAUUCAAGGCUUCAACAAUUCCGAGUCGUUGAUGAUACCUCCUAAUCCUUCUCAAACGACUUUUACGUCAUCACAAUUUUCUUCUUUUUCUUCCAAGCAUGAAGGAGAGCCUUCUCUGGUUAGCAUCAACAACACCACAUCAAAAUUAUCAUCGACACCUCAACAUGCUGGCACAUCAAGCAAAAAGGGCAACUCUACUCCUUCUACUACUAUUAAUUCACCAAACAUACAAGAAGCACAUUCAGCUUCCACUCCAAAAGUUAAUCAACCCUCAAAGAACACACAAUCUUCUCCUCAAAUAGAAUCUCCAAAUAUUGUAUCGAGUGCUGUCACUCCAAAGCCUAACCACCUUCUUUCGCCUGCUUUGGGAAUGUCUGUCUCAACCCUUAAACACUUUGGAGCCAACGAUGCAUCUGAAGGAACCAUUGUUUUUACUUCUCAAUCUCAGUCACUCACGCCUAUGCGCAUUAAUCAAUAUCCCGUCAACACUCAACCUCUUCCACCAACUCCUGCUGAUAGCGAAAUUAAAACUUCAACGUCUUCUGCGGAGGCCUCCAUCAUACAAUCUCAAGUAAUUAGCGAUGGCGAUAGCAGCGAUGUUCUUGAUGAUGAAAAUCAAGCAGAAAUUGCAUUUUCUCAAAAGGCUAGCUCAGUUUUUUCUCCAUCAGCUUCAAGAUACAGAAAUAUGGCGUCUCCUAAUGUUUUUUUGCACACUCAAGCCGCAUCCCAAAAAUCGGAUGAUUUACCACUCACUCAGCUACCCCAAACAACUAAGCUCCCAAAUAAGCGACGACUCUUCAGAAGAGUGAAGACGUACUUAAACGACGUAGCCAACGAAUCGUCCGAUGAGGCACUUGAUGAAGAUGAAGGAUUUCCUCGAUCUCUAUUUAUGAAAGAUCCUCUCUUACUUGAAAACUUUGCGAUACAAAAUGUCAAGCAACGAACUGAAAGCUUUCAGAGCAUGAGAGAGAUUAUAGAAAGAAAAAACAAGGAAAUGAAAUCUGCAAAAAGAGUGGCCUCACACCGACCAAUAACAAAUGAGGAAAUGAUUGAUUACUUGCAAACAGAACCAGCCGAAGAGAGAAGAAAAAGCCAAACGGUACACAAUAAUGCCUCUCAUACAGAAAACGUUUCUAAACAAGCCGAGACAACCUCAGAAAACGUUAUUGAGGAAACUCCGUCUAAGAAGAUCAAGAUGAGUCCUCUCAACUCGUCUCAAAAGGAAAACAUAGCUCCAUUACCAUCUCCAUCGCUUCCUCAAUUUGCUAAACCAGUCGAUCAUGUAGCCACAGCAUCCAAUUCCUUGAUCGUCACUCCUACCACCACAUCCUCAGCCUCUCCAUCUUUGCCUGUACAAUCUACAACAACAAAGGAACAACAACAGAAUCACAACAACAGUUCAAAGCAUUCUGUGUCAAAGAAAGUCAAUUACAGAGCAUGGCUUGAUUUUAUUUAG
Messenger RNA from Naegleria lovaniensis, 2490 nucleotides. RefSeq lists its product as uncharacterized. Lineage: Eukaryota; Heterolobosea; Eutetramitea; Acrasida; Naegleriidae. The record is from RefSeq and is a predicted model, not a curated record. The coding region runs from base 1 to 2490 and encodes 829 amino acids. The transcript has 2 exons.